AUGAAAUCACUGAACUGCACCACUUCUUUAUUACUGCUGACCAUUCUAUUACUGUUGUGUGUAUGCUCAUCAUCUAUCGGAGUAGCUGCUUCCUCCACACGCUCCAACAUGUUCUAUAAAUUAAUCAAUAGUGAAAAGGAGGAGGGUAUUAGUGGUGGAUCCUACUUGUUAAAUUUCAAUGCUAGUACUCGUGUUAAUUUGUACAGCUCUCACAAUGUCUUUAAUAAUGAGACAUUUAAUUGGGAAUCCAUUAUUGAGAAUAGAGAUAGUGUCAACAAUUUUUCCCUCAAGUUGCAUAGAGGACCGUGGUAUUUGAUUUUCUCUUCAGAUGUGGAAUUUAGUGUCAAUUGCACCAUCAGUCCUGUUUUUGAGAUACCUCAAUUUAAUUCUCCGUAUCUAAUGUGUGAAAAUUGCAUGUUGAGAUUGGAUUUUUCAAAUAUAAUUAAGGGUGAUUCACAAACAUAUAUUGAUGUGAAGAAUGACUAUCCAUAUGAACCAAUUAAACUCAACAUUGGAUAUACUUUUAAUAAGCAAGAUGAUCCAAAGUUGGAAACAAAGGUAAUCUCAAGAUUUGAUACCAUUUCUCAAUAUAUUGACAUUCCACAAAGUAAAAAGAGUGAAAAGCAUGUUCCUGUCUAUUUGCAAAUUGAAUGUAAAGCAUGGGACAGUCAGUGUUUGUUGGAAUUUUCAACACAUGACCAAAAUGAGGUAAUUUCUGGAGCAAUAGUUGGUUCAGUUCUUGGAUUUAGUGGCUUGAUGGUGAUUGUUGUCAUUUCAGUUGUUGUAAUCGUGUUGGUUUUGAGAAGGAGAAUCAAAUCCAAAGAAAAUCCUGUUGUUUAG
Molecule: messenger RNA, 840 nt
Organism: Naegleria gruberi
Lineage: Eukaryota; Heterolobosea; Eutetramitea; Acrasida; Naegleriidae
Exons: 1
Coding region: 1-840 (279 amino acids)
Source: RefSeq, a predicted model, not a curated record